GCUGAGUGGCAAUGUCCGGGCACUUGACAGCACAUGACCUCUCCAGCAGCAGGCGUGCUUCCCAGUUCUGUGGAGGGAAGAAGACAAAAGGAAUUCUACUUUAUUUCACUUCAGUUGACCUUUACCGAACAUCCAUCAGGUGCCAGUGCCUGCUGCCUUGGGCAACCUUGAACCUCCAAGACUUCCAGCCCCUCCUCUUCCACCUCUCACUGCCACCACCAUGAUGGAUGUGAGUGAACUUGGGGAGUCUGCCUGCUACCUCCGCCAGGGCUACCAGGAGCUGAUGAAGGUGCACACUGUCCCGUGGGAUGGGAAGAAGCGAGUCUGGGUGCCCGAUGAACAGGAUGCCUACGUGGAGGCCGAGGUCAAGUCAGAGGCUAUCGGGGGCAAAGUCACCGUGGAGACCAAAGACCAGAAGGUGCUGACGGUGCGCGAAAGUGAGGUGCAGCCCAUGAACCCGCCCCGCUUCGACUUACUGGAGGACAUGGCCAUGAUGACGCACCUCAACGAGGCAGCCGUGCUGCACAACCUGCGCCAGCGUUAUGCUCGCUGGAUGAUCUACACCUACUCAGGCCUCUUCUGUGUCACCAUCAACCCCUACAAAUGGCUCCCGGUCUACACGGCCCCCGUGGUGGCUGCUUACAAGGGAAAGCGCCGCUCUGAGGCCCCACCCCACAUAUAUUCGGUGGCGGAUAAUGCCUACAACGACAUGCUGCGCAACCGUGAGAACCAGUCCAUGCUGAUCACCGGAGAGUCGGGGGCCGGUAAGACGGUUAACACCAAGCGGGUCAUUCAGUACUUUGCCAUCGUCGCUGCCCUGGGAGACGGGCCGGGCAAGAAGGCCCAAUUUCUGGCAACAAAGACUGGGGGCACCCUCGAGGAUCAACUCAUUGAGGCCAACCCCGCCAUGGAGGCUUUUGGAAAUGCCAAGACCUUGAGGAACGACAACUCCUCCCGUUUUGUGAGUGGCCACAGUGGGACUGGGUGGCUGGGGCUGGAGCAGGGUCACCAGCAGGGAGGGCACAAGGUGGUGGGAGCCGUCAGCAGGGAGGGCAGUGCUGGCCAAGGCUCCCAGCUGAGGGCUGCCCCCUGUCCUCAGGGCAAGUUCAUCCGCAUUCACUUUGGUCCCUCUGGGAAGCUGGCAUCUGCGGACAUUGACAGCUAUCUUCUGGAGAAGUCACGGGUGAUCUUCCAGCUGCCCGGUGAGCGCGGCUACCACGUCUACUACCAGAUCCUGUCAGGGAAGAAGCCAGAGCUGCAGGACAUGCUGCUUCUGUCUAUGAACCCCUAUGACUACCACUUCUGCAGCCAGGGCGUCAUCACCGUGGAUAACAUGGACGACGGGGAGGAGCUCAUCGCCACUGACCAUGCCAUGGACAUCCUGGGCUUCAGCGUGGAUGAGAAGUGCGCCUGCUAUAAGAUCGUGGGCGCCCUCCUGCACUUCGGCAAUAUGAAGUUCAAGCAGAAGCAGCGGGAGGAACAGGCUGAGGCUGAUGGCACGGAGAGUGCUGACAAGGCUGCCUAUCUGAUGGGGGUCAGCAGUGGCGAUCUCCUCAAAGGCCUUUUGCACCCCCGGGUGCGUGUGGGGAAUGAGUAUGUGACCAAGGGCCAGAGUGUGGAGCAGGUGGUGUUUGCUGUGGGGGCUCUGGCCAAGGCCACCUAUGACCGGCUGUUCAGGUGGCUGGUGUCUCGGAUCAACCAGACCCUGGACACAAAGCUGCCCCGGCAGUUCUUCAUCGGGGUGCUGGACAUCGCUGGUUUUGAGAUCUUUGAGUUUAACAGCUUUGAACAGCUGUGUAUCAACUUCACCAACGAGAAGCUGCAGCAGUUCUUCAACCAGCACAUGUUUGUGCUGGAGCAGGAGGAGUACAAGCGGGAGGGCAUCGACUGGGUCUUCAUCGACUUCGGCCUUGACCUGCAGCCCUGCAUCGACCUCAUCGAGAAGCCGUUGGGCAUCCUGUCCAUCCUGGAGGAGGAGUGCAUGUUCCCCAAGGCCUCAGAUGCAAGCUUCCGGGCCAAACUCUAUGACAACCAUGCAGGGAAGUCGCCCAAUUUCCAGCAGCCUCGGCCUGACAAGAAGCGCAAGUACCAGGCCCACUUCGAGGUGGUCCACUAUGCGGGCGUGGUAGGUACCUGUUGGAACCCCAGCACUCGACCCUUCUCUUCCCUCCCUCCUCCAGGUGUCCCCACCUUGGCUCAGCACCUGUCUCGUCUCUGCCAGGUGCCUUACAGCAUCGUGGGCUGGCUGGAGAAAAACAAGGAUCCCCUGAAUGAGACAGUGGUCCCCAUCUUCCAAAAGUCACAGAAUAAGCUCUUGGCAACCCUCUAUGAGAACUAUGCAGGCUCCUGUUCUACUGAGCCCCCUAAGACUGGGGUAAAAGAGAAGCGUAAGAAGGCAGCGUCGUUCCAGACGGUGUCCCAGCUGCACAAGGAGAACCUCAACAAGCUGAUGACCAACCUGCGGGCCACACAGCCCCACUUUGUCCGUUGCAUUGUCCCCAACGAGAACAAGACCCCAGGUGUCAUGGAUGCCUUCUUGGUGCUGCACCAGCUCCGCUGCAAUGGGGUCCUGGAGGGGAUCCGGAUCUGCCGCCAGGGAUUCCCCAACAGGCUGCUCUAUGCGGACUUCCGGCAGCGAUACCGCAUCCUGAACCCCAGCGCCAUCCCAGAUGAUACCUUCAUGGACAGCAGGAAGGCCACAGAGAAGCUGCUGGGCUCACUGGACUUCGAUGCCACCCAGUACCAGUUUGGCCACACCAAGGUGUUCUUCAAGGCUGGGCUUGUAGGUGUCCUGGAGGAGCUCCGUGACCAGCGUCUGGCGAAGGUGCUGACGCUACUGCAGGCCCGGAGCCGGGGCCGCCUCAUGCGCCUUGAGUACCAGCACCUGCUGGGAGGCAGGGAUGCCCUGUUCACCAUCCAGUGGAAUAUCCGCGCCUUCAAUGCUGUCAAGAACUGGUCGUGGAUGAAGCUCUUUUUUAAGAUGAAGCCACUGUUGCGCUCAGCGCAGGCCGAGGAGGAGCUGGCGGCUCUGCGGGCAGAGCUGCGGGGGCUGCGAGGGGCGCUGGCUGCUGCCGAGGCCAAGCGCCAGGAGCUAGAGGAGACACAAGUCAGCGUCACCCAGGAGAAGAAUGACCUGGCCCUGCAGCUGCAGGCAGAGCAGGACAACCUGGCAGAUGCUGAGGAGCGCUGCCACUUGCUGAUCAAGUCCAAGGUGCAGCUUGAGGGGAAGGUGAAGGAGCUGAACGAACGGCUGGAGGACGAGGAGGAGGUGAAUGCCGACCUGGCCGCCCGCCGGCGCAAGCUAGAAGAUGAGUGCACGGAGCUCAAGAAGGACAUCGAUGACCUGGAGCUGACGCUGGCCAAGGCUGAGAAGGAGAAGCAAGCCACUGAGAACAAGGUGAAGAACCUGACGGAAGAGAUGGCUGUGCUGGACGAGUCGGUGGCCCGGCUGACCAAGGAGAAGAAGGCGUUGCAGGAGGCCCACCAGCAGGCCCUGGGCGACCUGCAGGCCGAGGAGGACCGUGUGAGUGCACUGACCAAGGCCAAGAUCCGGCUGGAGCAGCAGGUGGAGGAUCUGGAGUGCUCGCUAGAGCAGGAGAAGAAGCUGCGCAUGGACACAGAGCGGGCUAAGCGCAAGCUUGAGGGUGACCUGAAGCUGACGCAGGAGUCGGUGACCGACGCUGCCCAGGACAAGCAGCAGCUGGAGGAGAAGCUCAAGAAGAAGGACUCUGAGCUCAGUCAGCUGAGCCUGCGGGUGGAAGAUGAGCAGCUCCUGGGCACCCAGCUGCAGAAGAAGAUCAAAGAGCUGCAGGCGCGGGCCGAGGAGCUGGAAGAGGAGCUGGAGGCGGAGCGGGCAGCCCGGGCCCGCGUGGAGAAGCAGCGGGCGGAGGCAGCCCGAGAGUUGGAGGAGCUGAGCGAGCGGCUGGAGGAGGCGGGCGGCGCGUCAGCCGGGCAGCGCGAGGGCAGCCGCAAGCGCGAGGCCGAGCUGGGGCGGCUGCGGCGGGAGCUGGAGGAGGCCGCACUGCGGCAUGAGGCCACCGUGGCGACCCUGCGGCGCAAGCAGGCGGAGAGCGCGGCCGAGCUGGGGGAACAGGUGGACAGCCUGCAGCGGGUGCGGCAGAAGCUGGAGAAGGAAAAGAGCGAGCUUCGCAUGGAGGUGGAUGACCUGGGCACCAGCGUGGAGACUCUGGCCCGCGGCAAGGCCAGUGCAGAGAAGCUGUGCCGGGCCUAUGAGGAUCAGCUAAGUGAGGCCAAGAUCAAGGUGGAGGAGUUGCAGCGGCAGCUGGAGGAUGCAAGCACCCAGCGAGGGCGGCUGCAGACUGAGAGCGGUGAGGCCGGGGGCUCAGCUGGGCCACCCCAGGUGGGGCCUUGUGCUGCCCUCGCCUGCCUGACCUGCCCUUUGCCUGCAGGGGAGCUGAGCCGCCUGCUGGAAGAGAAGGAGUCUCUGAUCAGCCAGCUGAGUCGUGGGAAGGCCUUGGCUGCCCAGAGCUUGGAGGAAUUGAGGCGGCAGCUGGAGGAGGAGAGCAAGGCCAAGAGCGCUCUGGCACACGCCGUGCAGGCUCUGCGGCAUGACUGCGACCUCCUGCGGGAGCAGCACGAGGAGGAGGCGGAGGCCCAAGCUGAGCUGCAGCGGCUGCUGUCCAAAGCCAACGCCGAGGUGGCUCAGUGGAGGAGCAAGUAUGAGGCAGACGCCAUCCAGAGGACCGAGGAGCUGGAGGAGGCCAAAAAGAAGCUGGCGCUGCGGCUGCAGGAAGCAGAGGAGGGCGUAGAGGCCGCCAAUGCCAAGUGCUCCUCGCUGGAGAAGGCCAAGCUGCGGCUGCAGACAGAGUCAGAGGAUGUGACCCUGGAGCUGGAGCGGGCGACCUCAGCGGCUGCUGCGCUGGACAAGAAGCAGCGACACUUGGAGCGGGCCCUGGAGGAACGGCGGCGCCAGGAGGAGGAGAUGCAGCGGGAGCUGGAGGCGGCGCAGAGGGAGGCCCGUGGCCUGGGCACUGAGCUCUUCCGGCUGCGGCACAGCCACGAAGAGGCGCUCGAGGCCCUGGAGACGCUCAAGCGGGAGAACAAGAACCUGCAGGAGGAAAUCAGCGACCUCACAGACCAGGUCAGCCUCAGUGGGAAGAGCAUCCAGGAACUGGAGAAAGCUAAGAAGGCACUAGAAGGGGAGAAGAGCGAGCUCCAGGCUGCACUGGAGGAGGCUGAGGGGGCCCUGGAGCUGGAGGAGACCAAGACUCUGCGGAUCCAGCUGGAGCUCUCCCAGGUCAAGGCUGAAGUGGACCGGAAGCUGGCAGAAAAAGAUGAGGAGUGCGCUAACCUGAGGCGCAACCACCAGCGGGCAGUGGAGUCCCUGCAGGCCUCCCUGGAUGCUGAGACCCGGGCCCGCAACGAGGCACUGAGGCUCAAGAAGAAGAUGGAGGGUGACCUCAAUGACCUGGAGCUGCAGCUGGGUCAUGCUACCCGUCAGGCCACGGAGGCCCAGGCGGCCACACGGCUGCUGCAGGCCCAGCUGAAGGAGGAGCAGGCGGGGCGGGAUGAGGAGCAGCGGCUGGCAGCUGAGCUCCGAGAGCAGGCGCAGGCCCUGGAGCGCCGGGCUGCGCUGCUGGCUGCUGAGCUGGAGGAGCUGCGGGCUGCGCUGGAGCAGGGCGAGCGCAGCCGGAGGCUGGCGGAGCAGGAGCUGUUGGAGGCCACCGAGCGCCUCAACCUCCUGCAUUCGCAGAACACAGGCCUCCUGAACCAGAAGAAGAAGCUCGAGGCGGAUUUGGCCCAGCUGAGUGGGGAGGUGGAGGAGGCUGCCCAGGAGAGGCGGGAGGCAGAGGAGAAGGCCAAAAAGGCCAUCACCGAUGCUGCCAUGAUGGCUGAGGAGCUGAAGAAGGAGCAGGAUACAAGUGCACACCUGGAACGGAUGAAGAAGACACUGGAACAGACGGUGCGGGAGCUCCAGGCCCGGCUUGAGGAGGCUGAACAGGCUGCCCUCAGAGGUGGGAAGAAGCAGGUGCAGAAGCUGGAAGCUAAGGUGUGUGCGGUCCCUUCAGUCCUUUCCACCAGCGGGUGGGCUGCCCAGGGCAGGCUCUGCACCAGGCCCAUCCCCCGCUGUCCGCAGGUGCGGGAGCUGGAGGCCGAGCUGGAUGCGGAGCAGAAGAAGCAUGCCGAGGCCCUCAAGGGGGUGCGCAAGCACGAGCGCCGGGUCAAGGAGCUUGCAUACCAGGUGGGUGACAGGGUCCCCCUUGGGUUGGGGGGAGGCAGCCCUAGAGUUGGCCCAGUCCCAGCAAGCCCUGAGGCCCCUUUGCCUGCACAGGCUGAGGAGGACAGGAAGAACCUGGCUCGCAUGCAGGACCUGGUGGAGAAGCUGCAGAGUAAGGUCAAGAGCUACAAGCGCCAGUUUGAGGAGGCGGAACAGCAGGCCAACACCAACUUGGCCAAGUAUCGCAAGGCCCAGCACGAGCUAGAUGACGCGGAGGAGCGGGCAGACAUGGCGGAGACCCAGGCCAACAAGCUGCGGGCACGGACCCGAGAUGCCCUGGGCCCCAAGGUGAGGGAUGGGGUACUACCCUUGGUAUGGGGGUGUGUGGGGCAACAGGGGGUACAGCUCACUCAGCCAUCCCUCUCCCCUUAGCAUAAGGAGUGAUGGCCUGAACCCUAAGACCCCAGGCUCUGCAGAGACGUCUUGCUGUUUAUUCCUCCAGCUGAGGCUACCCCCCCUUGAUCCUGUCAUCUCUUUAUCCCCAUCUGCUGCCCUCAGCACAUGCUGAAUAAAUGCCACAGUUGCAGCCAGUGUCCUUCUCGU
This is a messenger RNA of Microcebus murinus (gray mouse lemur), 6781 nucleotides long. NCBI's taxonomy places the organism in Eukaryota, Metazoa, Chordata, Mammalia, Primates, Cheirogaleidae. The record is from RefSeq and is a predicted model, not a curated record.